AUGGAGGAGGAAUAUAUUCAGGUUUCACAUUUUCUCAUUGUAGCUGAUGUCCGAUCAUUGUCUCUUCCUGGAACUUAUCAUGAAAAGAUUACUCAUUUAGGAAAUUCUCUGAAAAAUUUCACUCGCCUAAAAUCUUUAGACCUCUCUCGCAAUGCAUUGGUUAGCUUGGAGGGUAUUCAGCAUCUCAUAUUUUUAGAAAAGCUCAAUCUCUAUUACAAUCACAUUUCAUCACUAUCAGAAAUAUUUCGACUUCAUAGUUUAACUGCGCUCAAGGAUGUGGACCUCCGUCUGAACCCUGUAGUUAAAAAUGAGUCUGAUUAUCGUCUUUUUGUUGUGCACAUGCUUCCUAACCUUAGACGAUUAGAUGAUCGACCAGUGAGAGAUAGUGAACGAAAAGCAUCCCUUUUGCAUUUCACCACAGAUCAUGCAUUUGAAUUAAAAGAUUCUUCACCAACAGCAAAAGUGAAUGAAAUUGAAAGAUCUGGCCAGCCACGGAUAGCAUAUAUUAACUCCAUGUCAAGGAAGUGUUCAGUGAUGGAUGAAGAAGAUGAAGCAGUGCUAAACUUAAUUACAAAGUGUGAAUGGGACUUGAGCAAACCUCUUGGAAUAACAGGAUCAGCUAAAAAGGACCCUGAAGUAGAAUUUCACAGUUUACAAAGUAUUCGCAAUAUUGAAGAUAAUGUUGGCAUUACUAUGAAUAGGAAAUCUGAAACCAGACCCAUCAGCCUACAAAUGCGGAAGCAACAAGCAAAUAUGCCUAUGGAUGUUAGUUCAGAAAACAGAAACACAUUGAAAGUUCAGGAAACUGACGAAGAGUACAGAAGUUUGCCUGAUUGUUCACCAACUCUGCCUGUUGUACAUAAUACCAUUAAGCAAGGGAAUGAGAAAAGGAAAAAUAGCACCAAAGUUACAUUUUCAGACAAUAAGAGUCAAGAUCUUCCUAAGAGAGAUCCUAAUCUGAAAUUUCAAGAUGAGGCUGAAUCUUAUAAAAAAAUUACAACCCAUGCCAAUUUCACACCCCAUCCAGACUCUCAAGAAAUUUCUUCUCCAGUCCUCUCCUCUCCAAAGAUGCAUACACAGGCUCAGAAGAUUUUUAAUACAUUAUCAGCAUCUAGAUUACUUUGCAAUAGAACAUCACAUAAUGGAGGAAACCAACCAGUUCAGAACCAAAUUUACUCUGCAGCUUUGCAGAAAAAUAAUGGACAACCUAAUGUUAGUGUGAAUGUGUCUAAACAAGAAACAAUGCAAGAGAGUGGCAGAAACCAUCCUCCUUCCAUUCAGGGACCUGGACCUGAAGAGCAAAGGCCAAAUAGCAAAACUACAGAUGUCAGAGAGGUGUCUGAAACGCAUCAAGUAGCAACUCAGUCAGCUAAUAAACAUCUGUAUGAAGCAACACCUAUGGAACAUCUUCUGGACUUAGUGGACAAAUAUUGGAAUGGUUAUAAAUCACUCCACUGCAAUGAGAAAUUUCUUUCUCAGGCAGGACCUGUUUUGUCUGCAAUGCAGAAAUCUGCACCUGCGGAUCAACAAAAAGAUUCUGCAACAAUGUGUCAGGAGGUGAAUAAUCUGCUCCUAGAGAAAAGGGCUUUACAAAGUCACUUGUCUGAACAAGAUCAGCAAUACAACAUAAAGAUUAACAGUCUGAUGUCAGAACUGAGCAACUCUCAAAAAGACAUGGAUAUCUUGAAGCAACGUUUAGACCAGUUAUUGGAAGAGAACACUAACUUAAAAGCUCAUCUGUUAAAUGUGGAACAGAAUGUGAAAAAUGCAGACCGUUCUAGUUCAUUACAUUUGCAACUUACUGAUCUGCAAAACGAGAAUCAACAGUUAAGAAGUGAAAACAUCAACUUGAAACAGCGUCUUCAGCACUAUGAUCAGAUUCAGGAGCUCACAGAGAUGUUGCAGGAAAGUCACAGAACUUUGGUUUCUACUAAUGAGCAUCUCCUGCAAGAAUUAGCAGAGACAUGUACACGGCACAGGACUGAAGUUGAGCAGCUACACUGGAGUUACAAUCAGUUAAAAAAAACAAUGGAUAAACAUCCUCAUAGCAACAUGGACAACAGCAGGUGUUAG
Messenger RNA from Emys orbicularis (European pond turtle), 2073 nucleotides. It is a transcript of the gene CEP72, whose product is annotated as centrosomal protein 72. Gene Ontology annotation, molecular function: protein binding. The transcript has 14 exons. Bases 1 to 2073 code for a protein of 690 amino acids. Lineage: Eukaryota; Metazoa; Chordata; Testudines; Emydidae. The record is from RefSeq and is a predicted model, not a curated record.